AUGAAAUUAGUUAUAAAUUAUUUUUUAAUGUUUUUAAUAAUAAUAUUAUUUUGUAGUAAAGAAUCGAAUUUUACGGAAGGCAAAGAAUUAGUUUUUACAAAUUAUGCAAAUGAAGAUUGCUCAGGUGAUCCAAUUAUAAUAAGAGCCGCUUUAACAAAACCCAAUUAUUGUUUUAGAAUGUUAUGGCUCGAGUCAUUAAAGAUGAUUUGCGAUAAAGAACAAAUGAAUAACACAUGGGCAGAUUGCUACACCUCCCCAUGCGAAUGCGAUUCUGACGAGUGUAAAACAUAUUAUAAUUUUAACAAAUGUCAAAAUGGAACAAUAAUUACAUAUUCCCAUUUAAACUAUUUAGAAAAAGAUUAUUGUGUUGUUUCAGAAAGUGAGAGUGAUAAGGUAUCAUUAGAUAGAUACAGGUCAAUGGGCGUAUUGGUAGUUAAAAGUGACUUUUGCUGGGAAGGAAUAAAGUUGGAAUGUAAUUUGUUAGAGUAUAAUUUUGUAGAUUGCGAGUCUAAAAAGAUUUUGUUGAAUGCAUACACGCUAACAAUGGGUAUCCUAUACACAGACGCUGGAAAUAUUAGUUUUUAUUUUGGUGAUGCCAAUUUCUAUAUAUCACCAAUAUUCAAUCAGUCAAACUCCCUAAAAUCAAAUAUAAAAAUAAUAUUUUAUAAUAAUAUAUUGUUAUUAUUUUUUACAUUUUUUAUAUUAAAAAUAUUUAUUAAAAAAUAA
Molecule: messenger RNA, 726 nt
Organism: Dictyostelium purpureum
Lineage: Eukaryota; Evosea; Eumycetozoa; Dictyosteliales; Dictyosteliaceae
Exons: 2
Coding region: 1-726 (241 amino acids)
Source: RefSeq, a predicted model, not a curated record